Molecule: messenger RNA, 1806 nt
Organism: Phytophthora sojae
Lineage: Eukaryota; Oomycota; Peronosporomycetes; Peronosporales; Peronosporaceae
Exons: 1
Coding region: 1-1737 (578 amino acids)
Biological process (GO): L-leucine catabolic process
Cellular component (GO): mitochondrion; methylcrotonoyl-CoA carboxylase complex
Molecular function (GO): methylcrotonoyl-CoA carboxylase activity
Source: RefSeq, a predicted model, not a curated record
AUGCUGCGGACCGUGCGCAGCCUCCGCCUCGUUGCGGGCGCCUCGGCGCGCCGCUCGCCCUCGCUCCCCCCCGCCGUGUCCAGCCGCGGCUUCGCCUCGCAGGCGGGCACGCUCGGCUUCUUCUCCAACGUGCUGGACGGCGCGCUCAACGUCAAGUCGGCGCAGUUCCAGGAGUCCCAGGCGCACAUGGCCAAGCUCACGGCCGAGCUGCGCGAGCGCGUGGCCCGGACGCGCCAGGGCGGCGGGGAGACGGCCCGCAAGCGCCACGAGUCCAGGGGCAAGAUGCUCGUGCGCGACCGCAUCGACUCGCUGCUGGACGCCGGCUCGCCCUUCCUGGAGCUGUCUUCGCUGGCCGCCUACAACGUCUACGGAGGGGAGUUCGACGUGCCGAGCGCCGGCAUCGUCACGGGCAUCGGCCGCAUCGCCGGCGUCGAGUGCAUGAUCCUGGGCAACGACGCCACGGUCAAGGGCGGCACGUACUUCCCCCUCACCGUCAAGAAGCACCUGCGCGCGCAGGAGAUCGCGCAGGAGAACCGCCUGCCCUGCGUCUACCUCGUGGACUCGGGCGGCGCCUUCCUGCCGCUGCAGGCCGACAUCUUUCCGGACCGCGACCACUUCGGCCGCGAGUUCUACAACCAGGCCAACAUGUCGGCCAUGGGCAUCCCGCAGAUCGCCGUCGUCAUGGGCAGCUGCACGGCCGGAGGCGCGUACGUGCCGGCCAUGUCGGACGAGAGCGUCAUUGUCAAAGGCAACGGCACGGUGUUCCUCGGCGGCCCGCCGCUGGUGAAGGCCGCGACGGGAGAAGUGAUCACGCCCGAGGAACUCGGCGGCGCCGACGUGCACUGCCGCACUUCCGGCGUGACCGACCACUACGCCAACAACGACGCCCACGCGCUGGACAUCACGCGGCGCAUUGUCAGCAACUUGAACUACCGCAAGCAGCCUGCCGUCACGCAGACGCCGAUCGAGGAGCCGCUGUACUCGCCGGACGAGCUGGGCGGCGUCAUCCCUGUGGACUCGCGCAAGCCGUUUGACGUGAGGAAGGUGAUUGCCCGCAUCGUGGACGGCAGUCGCUUCGACGAGUUCAAGAAGGAGUACGGUCCCACCAUGGUCACGGGCUUCGCACGCUUGUACGGGAACCCCGUGGGUAUUGUGGCCAACAACGGCAUCUUGUUCUCCGAGUCCUCCGUCAAGGCGGCGCACUUCAUCGAAUUGUGCAGCCAGCGCGGCAUUCCUCUGCUCUUCCUGCAGAACAUCACGGGCUUUAUGGUCGGCAAGAAGGCCGAGCACGGCGGUAUCGCCAAGGACGGCGCCAAGAUGGUCAUGGCUGUCUCGAACGCCAAGGUGCCCAAGAUCACGUGCAUCAUCGGCGGAUCAUACGGCGCAGGCAACUACGGUAUGUGCGGCCGAGCGUUCUCGCCGCGCUUCCUGUACAUGUGGCCGAACGCCCGCAUCUCCGUCAUGGGCGGAGAGCAGGCUGCCGGUGUGUUGGCGCAGGUGCAGCGUGACAACUACGAACGCCGCAAAGAGAACUGGUCGACUGAGGAGGAGGCGGCCUUCAAGCAGCCCAUUCUCGACAAGUACGAGCGCGAGAGCUCGGCGUACUACUCUACGGCCCGCAUCUGGGACGACGGUAUCAUUGAUCCCAAGGACACCCGCAAGGUGCUGGGAUUGAGUCUGAGCGCCGCGCUCAAUGAAGAGCCCAAGGAGACCAAGUUCGGUGUCUUCCGCAUGUGAGCGGGAUACCGUAAAGUGUGUGUGCACUCAAGUCAAGGGAGAAGCAGAUAUCGAACCGAGUCGGUUAUC